Gambusia affinis (western mosquitofish) is the source of this 960-nucleotide messenger RNA. Its product is annotated as olfactory receptor 6N2-like. Gene Ontology annotation, cellular component: membrane. The transcript has a single exon. Lineage: Eukaryota; Metazoa; Chordata; Actinopteri; Cyprinodontiformes; Poeciliidae. The record is from RefSeq and is a predicted model, not a curated record. Gene Ontology annotation, molecular function: G protein-coupled receptor activity; olfactory receptor activity. The coding region runs from base 1 to 960 and encodes 319 amino acids. Gene Ontology annotation, biological process: G protein-coupled receptor signaling pathway.
AUGUAUAUAUUUAUCUAUAUCAUGGAAGACCAGAUCAACAUUUCCUACAUAACUCUGUCUGGGUAUGUAGAUCUGAACAAAUACAGAUAUUUUUACUUCUUCAUUGUGCUCACUGUGUUCAUCUUAACAGUCUGCAGCAAUGCUACUAUUUUGUACCUCAUCUGGAUUCACAAAAACCUCCAUGAGCCGAUGUACAUCUUCAUCGCAGCUUUGCUGUUUAACGGUCUUCUUUACAGCACCAACAUUUACCCAAAGCUUUUGAUUGACUUUUUAUCUGAAAAACCCAUCAUAUCGUAUUCAGCUUGUCUGUUUCAAUUUUUCAUGUUUUACUCUUUCGGCGGCUCAGAGUUCCUCCUGCUAGCAGCCAUGGCCUUCGACAGAUAUGUGGCGAUAUGUAAACCUCUGAGAUACAGAAAUAUAAUGAAAAGAAGCACUGUCAGUACCUUCCUGAUCACGGCUUGGUUUGUGGCUGUUUUUUAUCCUGUUGUGCUAGCAAUGCUGAGUUAUCAAGCUAAGUUGUGUACAUUUAACUUGGAAGGAAUAUUUUGCAACAACACUAUUUAUGCCCUUCAGUGUGUGAGAUCAACCACAAUCACUGCAGUGGGGAUUGUAGCUUUAUUACAUGUUGUGGUGCUUCCUAUGCUCUUCACCAGCUUCACCUACGCAAACAUAUUUCGAAUAUCGUCCCGCAGCUCUAAGCAAUCCAGGAAAACAACAGUAGAGACCUGCGUGCCUCACCUGCUGGUUCUGACCAGCUACUUCUGUUUGAUGACGUAUGAUGUGGUCAUAGCCCGAGUUCAGUCCAAUUUCCCCAAAAUUGCACGAUUCAUAAUGACCAUGCAGAUAUCUCUGUAUCACCCUUUGUUUAACCCGUUCAUAUACGGUUUUAAAAUGAGGGAAAUCAAUAAACGUUUGAAGAAGCACUUUUUCAGAGCAGCCAAAGAAACAAGUCAGCAGUAA